UACGCCCAGAGUGACCUUCAGAAGAUGGGGAGCGAGGAGCCACAAAUGCGUCACUACGGGCAGCCGCAGUCGCAGCAGCAGCAGUACAUUAUGCAACAACGACAGCAGGAGCCACACUUUGUUGGUCUACGGCACCUCCCCCAGACCUAUGCAACCUCGCGCCCGGAUGAUGACCUAAAUAUUUCCGGUGGUACUGCACGGCCUCAGGACACCUAUCUACCCGUAGGCAACAGCCCGCUCUAUCCAACACAGGAGUACUGGCCAGGCGGAACGACUGAUCCGACAAACAGUUGUUUAAUGCCGAACGUAACCACCUUACCCAACCGCGACGAAAACAAUGAACGUACUACCCAUUGUGCCAUUGUUUUGAACAAUGUCCAUUUCGCCGGGCAUAAGCUGGACAAAUAA
Molecule: messenger RNA, 408 nt
Organism: Dibothriocephalus latus
Lineage: Eukaryota; Metazoa; Platyhelminthes; Cestoda; Diphyllobothriidea; Diphyllobothriidae
Source: the annotation of a GenBank genome assembly